Pseudophryne corroboree (corroboree frog) is the source of this 6516-nucleotide messenger RNA. It is a transcript of the gene KPNA1, whose product is annotated as karyopherin subunit alpha 1. The record is from RefSeq and is a predicted model, not a curated record. NCBI's taxonomy places the organism in Eukaryota, Metazoa, Chordata, Amphibia, Anura, Myobatrachidae. Bases 117 to 1850 code for a protein of 577 amino acids. Gene Ontology annotation, molecular function: protein binding; nuclear import signal receptor activity. The transcript is spliced from 14 exons. Gene Ontology annotation, cellular component: nucleus; nucleoplasm; cytoplasm. Gene Ontology annotation, biological process: postsynapse to nucleus signaling pathway; NLS-bearing protein import into nucleus.
CCGGUACGGAAGCCGCAGGGAGCCCUGCCGCGGAGGACGCGUUACGUCGCUGUCACUGGCCGAGCCCUCAGUACCAGAAGCGUCCCUGUAGCAGCAGCAGCGGCCCCCCAGUGCGCAUGCGCAGUUCUCUCACACGCAGGAGCUGUUAUACCGGCGACGGCGAGGGCCCGAUACCGGCCAGAGAGCGGAGCACGGACACCACUGCGCCAUCUACAGGACAGGGAGCAGCAAACAUGUCAGGCGCAGGAAAAGAGAACGUUCGGAUGAAGAGCUACAAGAACAAGUCUCUGAACCCAGAUGAGAUGCGGCGGAGGAGAGAGGAGGAGGGGCUACAGCUGCGCAAACAGAAGCGGGAAGAGCAGUUAUUCAAACGAAGGAAUGUUGCAACCGCAGAAGAAACGCCAGAGGAUGAAGGGAUGGCUGACGGAAACCUCCAUGAUGUGCAGAUAAAUAACAUGGAGAUGGCGUCGAGCGGGGUGAUUACAGCGGAUAUGAUAGAUAUGAUCUUCUCUAACAAUCCAGAGCAGCAGCUGACGGCGACCCAGAAAUUCCGCAAACUCCUCUCUAAAGAGCCCAACCCCCCGAUAGAUGAAGUCAUUGGGGCGCCCGGGGUGGUGGCCAGAUUUGUGGAGUUCCUGAAGAGGAAGGAGAACUGUACAUUACAGUUUGAAGCAGCGUGGGUGUUAACGAACAUCGCCUCCGGGAACUCCCUGCAGACUCGGAUAGUGAUCCAGGCGGGGGCCGUGCCCAUCUUUAUAGAACUACUCAGCUCAGAGUUUGAAGAUGUGCAGGAGCAGGCAGUCUGGGCCCUGGGGAACAUAGCUGGAGACAGCACCGUGUGCAGGGACUAUGUGCUAGACUGUAACAUCCUGCCUCCUCUCUUACAGUUACUCUCAAAACAGAACCGUCUUACGAUGACUCGGAACGCGGUCUGGGCCUUGUCUAAUCUGUGCCGAGGAAAGAAUCCUCCCCCAGAGUUUGCUAAGGUCUCCCCGUGUCUGAACGUCUUGUCCUGGCUGCUGUUCGUUAGUGACACCGAUGUCCUGGCUGAUGCUUGCUGGGCCCUCUCCUACCUAUCUGAUGGGCCAAAUGAUAAAAUCCAGGCGGUGAUCGAUGCCGGAGUGUGCAGGCGAUUGGUGGAGCUCCUGAUGCACACCGACUACAAAGUGGUGUCACCCGCUCUGCGAGCCGUGGGCAACAUCGUGACCGGAGAUGAUGUUCAGACACAGGUCAUUCUGAACUGCUCAGCGCUGCAGAGUUUACUGCACUUACUGAGCAGCCCCAAGGAGUCCAUUAAGAAGGAGGCAUGCUGGACGAUAUCCAACAUCACCGCUGGCAACAGGGCCCAGAUCCAGACCGUGAUCGACGCAGAGAUCUUCCCAGCUCUCAUCAGCAUCUUGCAGACGGCCGAGUUCAGGACCAGGAAGGAGGCAGCGUGGGCCAUCACCAACGCCACAUCCGGGGGCUCCGCUGAGCAGAUCAAGUACCUGGUGGAUCUGGGCUGCAUCAAGCCUCUCUGUGACCUUCUCACCGUUAUGGACUCCAAGAUCGUGCAGGUGGCUCUGAAUGGCUUAGAGAAUAUCCUGAGGCUGGGUGAGCAGGAGGCGAAACGCAACGGUACAGGCAUAAAUCCGUACUGUGCUCUCAUCGAGGAAGCCUAUGGUCUAAACAAAAUCGAGUUCCUUCAGAGUCAUGAGAACCAGGAGAUCUAUCAGAAGGCGUUUGACCUUCUCGAGCACUACUUCGGCACCGAUGAUGAAGAUAGCAGCAUCGCCCCACAGGUGGACCUGACGCAGCAACAGUAUAUCUUCCAGCAGCGAGAAGCCCCCAUGGAGAGAUUCCAGCUCUAACUCCAGCGGCCGCGGGCUUAGCAUGCCUCAGAGCUAGAUCUCCUGGUCCUCCUACCUAACCUUCGUUCAUCUGUUUUGCUGUGUGCGCAGUUUCUUUCUCUCUCUUCUCUGUCUUUAUUUGCUCUUCUGACCUCCUCUCUCUCUCUCUCUCUCUCUCUCUCUCUCUCUCUCUCUCUCUCUCUCUCUCUCUCUCUCUCUCUCUCCAUUUCUCGCGGUGCUUCCUUUUCAGUUUGUGUCCAGUAGGAGUAGUUUCUAGCCUUCUGCUAUUUAAACUUCCUUAAUUUACUUUUUGAAAUCUUUUUCAUUUUUUCCAUCCUUCCCACUGUGCACCCUCUUCUGGUUUCCUCUUUGACGUACGGAGCUGUUGGCGGAACCGGCACUCCACGCGGUCAUUACAAGAGAGGGACUGAGCCUCUGCAAAUACCCUUACCGUAUGGUGGUACCCACCGGAUUGCUUUCACAUAUCUCCAUUUCACCUCUGACUCAAAUAAUGUACUUUUACAAGGACGCAGAUAAGAGACUCCAAUGACAAAAGGAAAAAGACGAGACCAAUUGCACACAUUGACCGUACCGACAGGCGACGUCCUGGACCCGGAGCCUCGUGCCAGGACUUGUACAUGAUACGUAAGAGGGGAGAAUCGCCCAUCCUCAUACUGCUGCCUGGCUUCCAUUGAACCAGAAAUUCCUGAGGAAGACCGUGUUAAGCUAAACGGGCAACCCUGGGAGGAAAUAAUUGGCAAAGAUUUGGAAACCGAGAGAAAAACGGCGCCGAUGAGCUUAACCGUUCUUCACCUAAAGCCUUCCGUGGAUUCCGCGAAGACUUUAUUUAAGCAACUUUAAUUCUGACCACCUUAAUCCGUGGCAUGGUGGUCCAGCCGCCGCAAUGGUCUAAAUGGCUGCCUUCAGUUUUCGUUGUGUUACUUUUUUACGUUUUUUGUGUCUCUCUUCCCUCGGACUCCGUGAGACUGUGGACUGUUGUACUCCGUCUCUCCCCAGAGACACGACGGACUUUGAAUUACUUGUUGAGACUUUUCUAGUGACUCUUUAAAUUAAAAAAACAAAAACAAGAAAAAAUGUACAAAAAAAAAAAAGACAAAAGAAACCAACUUCCUGUCCCUCCAAAGUGACCUCUGAAAAUGUGAUCAGACUGAACCUUCCUCCGUGUUCCGCGGAAACCGAUUCAGGUCACUGCGUCCUGAAUUUGGUCUUGGCGGGCAAAGUCGUCUCCUCUCCCCUUCAUCUGUCUGGUUUACAAAAUGAACCCAGUGUAGGUUAGAGUAUAUAUAUAAAUAUAUAUUUUUAUUUUCGUUAAUGCAGCAAUUUUUAUUUGCUGUGUAAAUUAUUGCAUUAUUUUAAUGUAAUCAUGUUGUAUGUUCCCGAGGCCAUUUUUAUAGGUCGGAGGCUGGUGACCUUAUAGCAGUUCCCUGAUCGGGUGCGUGCAGCGUCCAGCCGGGUUCUCGUGCUUUUCUGCAUUUGCCACAUUAAGUCAAAUGUGUUAAUUUCUCUCCCAUCCAUCAAAAGAUUACUCGCUGUGAUCAAUACAUUAAAGCACAAAGCACGUCCAUUCUGGCCUCUAUCCUUUGUUGGUAUGUCACUGUAGGGUACACCCAACUCAGUUAUGUAUUAGUCUUUUUUGCUGGAACGAUCACCAAAGGUCUAAAUGCUAAAACCAUCAAUGUAGUUGGUGGACUCCUCUCCCAGGCUGUCUUAGGCUGAACAAGACACAAGGAGUGUUCCACCUUGAGUUCACUUUAAUCCAUUGGCUUUUGUGCCUGCCUGCAACUUUUUCAAAAUACUUUUUUUUUGUCUUCUUGACUUCCUUCUGUGCAUUACAGCAAUGUGUUUAUAUCAUCAAGAAAAGUUGUGUAUGUAAUUUUAUUGGGAUACGACACAACUGUACUUCUGCCCCUUGCAUCAGACUUAUCCAGCGAGAAGCUUUGGGCAGUGGCUCUGCCUGAUGAUAUAAUGACUUGGCUGAAAAGGAAGGGAACUAAAAAGACAAAACUAGUAAAGUUUUGGGAGAGCAUGUACACUGCAAUAAAUUAGUCAUAUGUGACUAUAUCCACUGCUUACUACCUGCUAUUUACACGUUCUUUCAGAUGAAGGUGAAACCUGUAUCGUAAUCUAAUAUCCUUUAAUUAGGAAACUAUUAUAUCUUCGGUCCAUAAUAGCAGGGGAGGGGGGGGGUGACUCCCUUUCAUUCUGAUUUAACGCAGACUGGUCCAUGUGCCCUGUAUCUGCUAACCAUGUAAGGUACAGAGCAGUCUCCCCACCUGGAUUCUGGGGAAAUAAUGGGCGUGUUAGUACGAUAAGACAAAUAACACUGUACCCCAACGCUUGUGGAGCAAGGGAAAAAUCUAAGUUUUUAAUUUCGGCAAUUUAGCUGGUGCUGUGUCGCACCCCUUCUGCCUGGUUUUAUAACCAUUUUGGUGCCUCAUUAGACUGUACACCAUUAUUUCACCAGCAUUGUGACCCCUAUUUAAUUCUGCCCCUGAACUUUCAUUCCUAAUGAACCUAAAUUAAAGUGGGUAAAUUGCUGCCAACAGAACAGCAAUUAGAAAUGGUCACUACACAUCCUAAGAACCAACUAUGGUUAGUGGAGAGGUUCCUCAGCCAGUGCUUGUUCCAUCUGUGGUGACUAACCAGGCUUCUAUAAUACACAUUGUCCUCGUCCCCUAUAAACCAAUCAGCUGUGAAUAAUAACAAAUUAUAGGUUGCUGUAUUUGAAAGCAGAUUCUUGCCCGAUAGCUUAUCAUCGGCCAUCUCCCUGUAGACACGUAACAUGCAAUAAAAUGUCACACGUGACCCGUUUCAUGUUGAAUGUAAAUCCCCAAAUCCCUGGUUCCUCCAAGAAGUAUUAUUGCAGCUCUCUUACCAGUAGUGUAGAUUAUUGAUUCUGACCCCCCCACCCCCCCUCGCACCAGACUGCGCAGACUGUGAUCUGGAUCCAUCCCAAGCAAUAAGCCGGCGUGGUAUCUUCUCCCAUCAAGAUUGUGUUCGGAUCCUGCUGCUAUUCCCGCACCCUGCCAAGGAAACGUCUAUUUAUUUAUUUGUGCCACAGACUUUGCUCGUGUCUUAGAAACACAGAUACUUCACAUCCUUCCAUGUAUUCUCAUUUACCUGCUAAACUUGAGUAACAGACUUGUAUCAGGAGCCAAACUAUAAAGGCCAAGCGCAUUACAAUGGGCAGAAGAAGCCGUCAGGGUCUGAGCCCAGAAUACUGCACUACGGGGAGAGCCAAGGACAACUCACAGGAAUGCUUACCUUGACUGCACUUUUCAAGCUCUUUUUUUGGACUGGACUUGUGUCCUUUCUUUGGGAAACUGAUAUAUAUAUAUAUUUUUUGUUUGUUUCAACUUGGGACAGAUGUUUAUUUGGACAUAUACCUUCCAUAGUUACACUGCUAACGCUGUAAUCUGUGGUACAUAAAUCUUGGCCGCGCAGAGCCCUCGCUGUAUCGCAGUGCGACCUUUUAACCCUUUGGCUGCUGACCUCGUCACACUACUGCUGCCGGUGAUAGAUAUUGUGGCCACGUGUCUCAUAUAGACGGCUGAAGAGAAAUAGAAUUGCUUUGUACUGCUUUCAUUUACAGGAGGAAUUCCUGCAUCUUAUGAUCCUUUCAUGUACAUACACGAGGACUGGCUGCAAUAAUGCCACAAGCCUAAAAUUUAUAGGGCAACUUCCCUAAUUACCCCCUCCCGGCAAUUAAUUGAGACCCUUAAAGGGCAGUUUGUGGCUUUUCAGCUGGAUCCCUAAGCCUGGGUUAGAAAUUGCGUCCUUUAUGCGGAAGCCCCUUCUAAAACUGGUGGAAGUUGAUAGAAUGAUCGGCUAGACUCCUGCUUGCAUUGCGAGCACUAAAUCUGUGUCUCUACGGAAAGCAUCACAACUUGCAGGAACGUUGCGAUAUCCAGACGUUAUCCUCUUCAUGUUAAUGACGCCACUGACAAUCUGAGAUUAAACCUGAUCUGUUUUAUGUGCUCGAAGAUCAUUACAUGCAAUAGUAUGUUCUAUAACCCCAGUGUCACUGCAUACCCUGUGUCCAGUUUGUCACACUAGUCCUCCCGUAAUGGACACCUGAUAGAAAUAGCGGGUUCAGAUGGUCACAUGACCCAUAUCGUGACAUGACGGAACGUUUGUGUAAUGACGUGCCAUCAAGUUGGCUUCUCAAACAGUAGAGAUUCAGUGAGAGAACUAGAGUAAGACUGCAGUAAAAUGUAGUUUAGGGAUACAGUAAUUAUGACUGGUGGGUUGUCAGAUAGUACCCUAUAAUUGUAAUUUCCCCCUUUCCAUCCUCUUCAGCUCUUAAUAUCUGUAUUAUCCCACUUUUGCCACCAAUGUUACAAGAACUAUUUCUAGUAGUGAAAGGGUUAACUUGCAAAACAAACGGCUGUAACUUGAUUUAUAUUUAAUUUUCUUUUCCUUUAUGGAGGAAUUACAAAACGUAUUUCUACCCAAAUAGGUAUGUUUUAUUAAACAGAUAACUUUGAAGGAAGAAAUAACUUUUUUAUUGAAACAAAUUAAAGAAAUACAACAACAAAACACUCAACUGAGAUUCAAAGCACAUAAACCAUUUGUAGCAACUAGUGCUAAACGGGAAUAUUCUGCCUCGACGUCACAGUAAUGAUUGCAAUCACCUAUUCAAGUGAAUAAAGUCACUUUCAUCUUU